UCUUUUCCUUUGCUUUUAAUCGACCAGUGUGGUGAGGUCGGGGGGUUUAUCUAGGGUUCAUAUCGUUCACAGUUGGGUUGGAAAUUCUUGAACCAAUGGCGAAGCCGAGCAGAGGCCGUCGGUCGCCCCCAUCAGGCUCCAAUUCAGGCUCAUCUUCACGGUCGCGUUCAUACUCCGGCUCGUCGUCUCGCUCCACUUCUCGCUCGCGUUCGUAUUCUCGGUCCCCUUCGGUUUCUCGCUCCCCAUCUCGUUCCAGGUCUAUCUCCACCAGUUCCUCUCCUUCUCGCAGCGCUAGUUCUCGCAGCCGAACCCCACCUCCUAGGAAAAGUCCUGUUGAAACAGCUAGGCGUGGUCGAUCUCCACCACCACAAUCUAAAAAAGCUUCACCGCCUCCAAGGAAAGCUUCUCCUUCUACUCAUGAGUCGCUUGUUCUUCAUAUUGAUGCACUUACCAGGAAUGUGCAUGAAGGCCAUCUGAAAGAAAUUUUCAGUAACUUUGGUGAAGUUGUUCAUGUUGAGCUGGCAAUGGAUCGAACUGUCAAUUUGCCGAAAGGAUAUGGAUAUGUUGAGUUCAAGACGAGAUCCGAUGCUGAAAAAGCACAAUUGUACAUGGAUGGUGCUCAAAUUGAUGGUAAUGUAGUUCGAGCAAGGUUCACAUUACCUCAGAGACAAAAGGUUUCACCUCCUCCUAAAGCUGUUGCCGGUGCUCCGAAGAGAGACAUUUCCAAAUCUGAUAAUGUUAGUGCUGACAAGGAUGGACCUAAGCGGCCAAGAGAACCUUCUCCCCGGCGAAAACCUCCUCCCUCACCACGAAGGAGGUCACCUGUAGCUCGAAGAGGUGGAUCGCCUAGAAGACUGCCAGACUCUCCUCCACGUCGUCGUGCUGAGUCUCCUGUUCGUCGUAGAAUAGAGUCUCCUUAUCGUCGUGGUGAUACGCCUCCCCGCAGGAGGCUUGCAUCGCCACCUAGGGGCCGUUCUCCAUCACCUCCUCCAAGACGGCGGUCUCCUGCUAGCAGAGCCUCUCCUAGAAGGAUGCGUGGCAGUCCUAUUCGUAGACGCUCUCCCCUUCCUCCAAGGCGCCGUUCACCUCCAAGACGGGCUCGCAGUCCUCGAAGGUCUCCAAUUAGCCGUAGACGUACUCGUUCUCCUAUUCGUAGGCCUGCUCGCUCACGUACAAGAUCAAUAUCACCACCGCGAAGGGGUCGAGCACCAGCGACAAGACGUGGGAGGUCAUCAUCAUACUCUGAAUCACCUAGUCCACGGAAGGUAACGCGGCGGGUAUCCCCAAGUCCAAGAAGGCCUUUGAGAGGACGAAGUAGUAGCAAUAGCAGCAGCAGCAGUUCACCACCUCGGAAGCCGUAGCUAAUAUUCCAUCUCUCUCUACCAUUCUGUCUUUCUGCCCCUUUCUUUCCAUUAUCUCUGUAGUAGUAGUAGUAGCCAGUAAUGAAGUGAUAUCAAAAUUCUCUGGCAGAAUCAUCAGAGUUGAUAUUUGUCACUUUUGAAGUUUAUGUAUGAAAGAUCCCGUAUGGUAUUGUCAUUUGGGGAGUUUACAUGCAAAAGAUUCCGUAUUGUAUUUUUUCUGAUUCAUAUGGUGAAGUUUUUGUUUCCUUGCCUUAGUAAA
Ziziphus jujuba (common jujube) is the source of this 1620-nucleotide messenger RNA. Its product is annotated as serine/arginine-rich splicing factor SR45. Gene Ontology annotation, molecular function: RNA binding. Lineage: Eukaryota; Viridiplantae; Streptophyta; Magnoliopsida; Rosales; Rhamnaceae. The record is from RefSeq and is a predicted model, not a curated record. The transcript has 12 exons. Gene Ontology annotation, cellular component: ASAP complex; nucleoplasm; cytoplasm. Gene Ontology annotation, biological process: mRNA splicing, via spliceosome. The coding region runs from base 96 to 1361 and encodes 421 amino acids.